Messenger RNA from Mangifera indica (mango), 1468 nucleotides. RefSeq names its product putative MO25-like protein At5g47540. The record is from RefSeq and is a predicted model, not a curated record. The coding region runs from base 224 to 1267 and encodes 347 amino acids. The transcript is spliced from 11 exons. NCBI's taxonomy places the organism in Eukaryota, Viridiplantae, Streptophyta, Magnoliopsida, Sapindales, Anacardiaceae. Gene Ontology annotation, molecular function: protein serine/threonine kinase activator activity. Gene Ontology annotation, biological process: intracellular signal transduction.
UGAACGUCGUUUCAUGGUUGUGCAUGGAACUGUAAUUUUUUUCUCAUCUUCAUCCUCUCUUCUAUCUUUUAAAGCUUGAAUUAGAAGGGAAAAAAGAAAGAAAGAAAGAAGAGAUGAGAUGAGAUCAGAUGAAGAGCAGAAAAUAAAAACAAUAUAUAGGUUUAUAGAUAUAGAAUUUUAUAUAUGUUUAUAUAGAUAAAAGUUUAGAUUCUUAAAGAAGAAGAUGAAAUUAGGGCUAUUCAAGUCGAAGCCAAAGACACCGGAAGAGCUGGUGAAACAGACUCGCGAGCUUCUCAAUUAUGCUCUCAAAAAUUCGGAAACGAGUGAGCGUAAGCGCCAAGAAAAGAUGUCUGAGCUUUGUAAAUUAAUCUUGGAGAUUAGGAUAGUUCUUUACGGCAAUGAGCAAUCAGAGCCAAGUACCGAUGCUUGUGAACAUUUGACCAGAGAAUUCUUCGCAGUGGACACAUUCCGUCUUCUAAUUGUUUGUCUUCCAAAGUUAGGCAUGGGGGCUCGAAUUGAUGCCACUCAUGUGGUGGCAAAUUUGCAGAGGCAAAAAGUCAAUUCAAAGUAUAUUGCCUGCAAUUAUUUGGAAAGCAACUUAGAUAUUAUGGAUAUUUUGAUUGUGGGUUAUGACGACGUUGAUGUAGCUCUGACUUAUGGUGCAAUUGCAAGGGACUGUAUUCGUCAUCAAAGUGUGGCUAGGUAUGUGCUGGAAUCGCAUGUGAAGAAGUUCUUCAGUUACCUACAAAUUCCAGAUUUCAAUAUAGCUUCAGAUGCUCAAGCAACAUUCAAAGAGCUUUUGACGAGGCAUAAAUCCACUGUAGCUGAGUUUCUUUCUGAGAACUACGAUUGGUUUUUUGAAAAAUACAAUUCACAAUUGUUGGAAUCUCCUAGUUACAUCACCAGACGGCAUGCUGUCAAGCUGCUGGGAGACAUGUUAUUAGAUCGCUCAAACGCCGCUGUGAUGGUUCGUUAUGUUAGCUCAUUACAAAACAUGAGGAUCAUUAUGAAUCUUCUAAGGGAUUCAAACAAAAAUAUACAAUUCGAAAGCUUUCAUGUGUUCAAGUUAUUUGUUGCAAAUCAAAACAAACCUCAAGAGAUCAUCAGCAUCCUCAUCUCAAACAGGAGCAAGUUUCUUCGAUUCUUUGAGGACUUCAAGACCGAUAAAGAGAAUGAAGAAUUUGAAGCAGACAAAUCUCUAGUUAUGAGUGAGAUUGCUGGUUUGGAAUCAGGUGACCUCCCUUCACACACAGACUCGGAUGAAUAAUAAUGAGACUCAAAAACUCCACAAUGAUUUUGUUUCGUAAUUUGUAUACAGAUACUUGAAUCUUUAGCAUCACUCAAUUUUAGGAAAGCAUAAAAUUGUGCCUAUAUCAUGUUUAUUAUUAUUAUUUUUCAUUAUCAUUGUUAUUAAUUUUGGAUUGACAAGCAUAGCCUUUGUUACUUUAAUCAAUUGCCAUUCACUCCA